GCAGCCCAACUAAGCCCAUGAAGCGCCUGCUAGAAAUUAGGGUUUACGAGCACGCCCCCGGUAUAAAAUAGGCGAGGCUCCGAGCCGCUUGGCCUCCCGCAGCCGCCAUCCCAACCCCGGAACAGAGCAACGCGACGCCGCGGCACCUCAUCUCCGGCGAAGGGAAAUGGCAACCGUUCCUGGGGAUCUGAUCUGGCAGGUUGUGAGGAAGAACAACUCCUUCCUUGUGAAGCAGUUUGGCAACGGCAAUGCUAAGGUGCAGUUCACCAAGGAGCCCAACAACCUCUACAACGUCCACUCCUACAAACACUCUGGCUUGGCGAACAAGAAGACUGUGACUAUCCAGCCAGCUGCUGGAAAGGACUCGGCUGUGGUCCUCUCAACUACCAAGACCAAGAAGCAGAACACACCUGCUAAGCUCAGUCACAAGUCUGUGAUGCGCAAGGAGUUCCGCAAGAUGGCUAAGGCCGUGAAAAAUCAGGUUAGCGACAACUACUACAGGCCUGAUCUGACCAAGCCGGCUCUUGCUAGGCUGAGCUCAGUGUACCGCAGCCUCCAGGUUGCCAAGUCUGGUGUCAAGAAGAAGAACAGGCAGCCCAAGCACUAAGCUUGUUCUGUCAAGGGGCUGUUGGUGCUCAUAGUCCCAGCUUAUGUUUAUCUAUGUUCCAACAGUUUUGAGACUUGAAGUGAGACUUGCUAGAACUAGAACAAACCAUGUUAAGAUGCUGCCGUGUGUCAUUUCAUAACAAAAAAUUGCUUGGCUCUUGAUUACUGCUUUGUUGCCGUGUCAUUGCAUGUCAAAAAUUGCUUGGCACUUGAUUGCUGCUUUGUUUGCAAACUUUUGCUGGUUGUGAUUAGCCUCCCUGUUA
Molecule: messenger RNA, 869 nt
Organism: Sorghum bicolor (sorghum)
Lineage: Eukaryota; Viridiplantae; Streptophyta; Magnoliopsida; Poales; Poaceae
Product: 60S ribosomal protein L28-1-like
Exons: 4
Coding region: 167-607 (146 amino acids)
Biological process (GO): translation
Cellular component (GO): ribosome; cytosolic large ribosomal subunit
Molecular function (GO): structural constituent of ribosome
Source: RefSeq, a predicted model, not a curated record